CAACAAUGGAAGAUUCCUAGCAACACCAAAACAGCGGGUGUUUUGCAACUUUGGGAGAGAAAUGCGCUGAAAUUCCAGAUUAGGACGAAGCUUGUUGGCGUUUCAUCAUUUUAUUCAUUCUAUAUCUGACCAAGACGCUCAGUUUCCACGACGGAACGCUUUGGUUGCAUUGCACGGAAACGGCGGGGACGGAAACGGAGCCAAGUGGAGCGUGUUGCCGUAGCUCAGUAAUCCCGUACAGAGGACCCGUACAGAACGCGAAAAUCAUGUUCAAAAACACGUUCCAAAGUGGAUUUCUUUCUAUUCUAUAUAGUAUCGGUAGCAAACCGCUUCAGAUAUGGGAUAAAAAGGUACGGAAUGGUCACAUCAAGAGAAUUACAGAUAACGACAUUCAUUCACUGGUGUUGGAGGUCGAAGGUACAAACGUCAGUACUACCUAUAUAACCUGUCCAGCUGAUCCAAAGAAGACACUGGGUAUCAAGUUGCCUUUUCUUGUAAUGAUCAUCAAAAAUUUAAAGAAAUAUUUCACCUUCGAAGUUCAGGUGUUAGAUGAUAAAAAUGUUCGACGGCGCUUUAGAGCGAGUAACUACCAGAGCACGACGCGAGUGAAGCCGUUCAUCUGCACCAUGCCAAUGAGACUUGAUGAUGGCUGGAACCAGAUCCAGUUCAAUCUCUCAGACUUCACCAGAAGAGCCUACGGAACCAACUAUAUUGAGACGUUGCGUGUGCAGAUUCAUGCUAACUGUCGUAUCAGGAGGGUAUAUUUCUCAGACAGGCUCUACUCUGAGGAUGAGCUCCCGGCCGAGUUCAAACUCUACGUCCCUGUCCAGAGCCAGAAGGCCAAGCAGUAGAAGUCCUGAACAAACAUGCAGCGUUUUCCCAAACCAGAUGCAUUGUUUGAGCUGUAUAAUAAUGUGUGUGCGUUUGUGUAGUUAUAAUUUCUUGUGCUAUUUUUAUGAAGAGUGCUUUUUCAAAUCUGUGAAUAAAGGAGAAUUUAAGUA
Syngnathus typhle (broad-nosed pipefish) is the source of this 1001-nucleotide messenger RNA. RefSeq names its product cilia and flagella associated protein 20 (gene cfap20). The coding region runs from base 267 to 851 and encodes 194 amino acids. Gene Ontology annotation, biological process: positive regulation of cell motility; cilium assembly; regulation of cilium beat frequency involved in ciliary motility. The record is from RefSeq and is a predicted model, not a curated record. Gene Ontology annotation, cellular component: ciliary basal body; motile cilium. The transcript is spliced from 6 exons. NCBI's taxonomy places the organism in Eukaryota, Metazoa, Chordata, Actinopteri, Syngnathiformes, Syngnathidae.